CACAAUGGCCACCGCAUACAUCCGCAUCGUCCCACUACUCCUAUCAGCAAUCUCUGUAGCUAUUGCCGCCGCUCCUUCUCCCAACGGCAAUGGCAGUGAUACAGACCUUGCCGCUCUGCUGGUUUUCAAAGCCCAUCUCUCCGACCCUCUCGGUGUCCUCUCCGGCAACUGGACAACCAGCACAUCAUUCUGCCACUGGGUCGGCGUCUCGUGCAGCCGACAUAGGCAGCGCGUCAUCGCUCUGUCGCUGCCGGAUACACCACUCUACGGACCCAUCACACCUCACCUUGGUAAUCUCUCUUUCCUCUCUGUCCUUAAUCUCAACAACACCAACAUCACAGGCUCUAUCCCUCAUGAUUUAGGCAGCCUACGUCGCCUCAAGUUCCUGCAACUUGCCAACAAUGGCCUGUCUGGUAGCAUCCCUCCUGCUAUAGGAAACCUCACGAGUCUUCAACAUCUUAACCUAAAGUUGAACCAAAUUUCCGGUUCAAUCCCGCCAGAGCUACGAAACCUGCACAAUCUUGCGUACAUAAAUCUCAUGAAAAAUUACAUUAGUGGCGCUAUGCCCACCGACAUGUUUAACAAUACCCCAAGGUUAACUUAUUUAAACUUGGACAACAACUCCCUGUCAGGAUCAAUACCAUCCAGCAUUGGCUCCCUGCCAGUGCUUCAGUACCUUUAUGUAAGCGAGAAUCAUCUCACUGGCCUAGUGCCUCCGGCCAUUUUCAACAUGUCUAAACUACAGUCUAUCAUUCUUACCCAUAACGAUAAUUUAACUGGUUCUUUCCCUACCAAUGCAAGUUUCAACCUCCUGAUGCUACAAGUUCUUAGCAUGGGACAAAACAAUUUCACAGGCCAGAUUCCACUGGGACUUGCAUCUUGUCAAUACCUCAAAGUUAUUUCCUUGUCCAUUAAUUCACUUGAGGGAGUUGUGCCAAUAUGGCUAGGCAAGUUACCUCGUCUCAUAUGGAUUGCCAUAGGCGAGAAUAACUUUGUUGGGUCAAUCCCUAGUACACUCAGCAACCUCACUUCGAUGAAUCUCCUUGAUCUCGGAUCCUGCAAGUUAACAGGUGCCAUUCCACCAGAACUCGGACAGUUGAGUGAACUCUCACAACUGAAUCUUUCAGACAACGAGCUAAUAGGACCCAUUCCUCCUUCUCUUGAUAACCUAACUGAACUAGAAAUCCUAUUGUUGGACGAAAACUUGUUGGUAGGAUCAGUACCUAGAACUAUUGGUGACAUGAACUCGUUGGUAAUUCUUGAUAUUUCAACAAACUACCUAAAUGGAGAUCUCAGCUUCUUAUCCAGUUUUUCCAAUGUUCCGAAUCUCCAAUAUCUUAGCAUCAAACUGAAUAACUUUACUGGUAGCUUCCCUAACUAUGUGGGGAAUCUAUCAAGUCAGCUGCAAGUUUUUAUCGCACGUGGAAACCGUUUAGUUGGAGAAAUUUCAACUACGAUUUCAAAUUUAACUAGCCUUUUUCUGCUAGAUCUUUCUGAAAACCAACUUCAUGGUGUAAUUCCACAGUCCAUAAUGAUGGUGGAAAAUCUACAAUGGCUUGACCUUCAUGACAAUAAUUUGUUUGGCUCCAUCCCACAUCAGAUGUCCAUGCUCAAGAAUCUAGACCACUUUUAUCUGUAUAACAAUAAAUUCUCUGGCUCCAUACCAGAGGAUAUUGGUAACCUCACUAAGUUAGAAUUUCUCUCCUUAGAUGGAAACCAAUUAACGUCAACUGUACCAUCAAGUUUGUUUCAAAUAAAGAGCCUAGUGUACCUAGAUCUCUCUCAGAACUCUUUGAACGGUGCAUUACCAUUUGAUAUAGGCUAUUUGGAACAACUUGUUAGCAUGGAUCUCUCUACCAAUAAAUUUGUUGGUAGGUUCCCAGAUUCCAUUGGACAACUCCAGAUGUUAACCUAUUUAAACAUAUCACAAAAUUCCUUCUCUGAUUCAAUUCCCAACUCUUUCAACAAACUAACCAGCUUGACAACUUUGGACCUCUCCCAUAAUGAUCUCUCAGGUACCAUCCCCAAUUACCUGUCUAAUUUUACCAUCCUCACUACUUUGGACCUAUCUUUCAAUAAUCUAGAAGGUCAGAUACCCAACGGAGGUAUCUUCUCAAACAUCAGCCUACAAUCCUUGGUUGGGAACUCAGGUCUUUGUGGUGCUUCACGUAUAGGGUUUUCAACAUGUCCAAGUAGCUCACAAAAAACUAAAGGCGGCAUGCUGAAAAUUUUAAUACCUACCAUCAUUAUAGUGAUUGGUGUGCUAGCUUCCUGCGCAUAUGUGAUGUUAAGAAAGAAAAGUAAGAAUGAACAAGGAAUUUCUGCUGGUAUUGUUGACUUGGCAAGUCAUCCUUUGGUCUCUUACCAUGAGCUUGCUCGCGCUACAAAUAACUUCAGUGAGAGCAACCAGUUGGGUUCAGGGAGCUUUGGAAAAGUUUUCAAGGGAGAGCUAAACUGCGGUUUGGUGGUUGCAAUAAAAGUCCUGAACAUGCAGCUGGAGCAGGGCAUGAGAAGCUUCGAUGUCGAGUGCCAUGUGCUCCGUAUGGCGCGACAUCGCAACCUGAUAAGGAUACUCAACACAUGUUCCAACCUGGACUUCAUAGCACUUGUGCUUCAGUACAUGCCCAACGGCACCUUAGAUUAUCUCCUGCACGACUCUCAAAGCACAAGGCACUUGGGGUUAUUCGAGAGGCUAGACGUCAUGAUAGAUGUGGCUAUGGCCAUGGAGUAUCUGCACCAUGAGCACUAUGAGGUGGUCUUGCACUGUGACUUGAAGCCCAACAAUGUGUUGUUUGACGAGGACAUGACCGCACAUGUAGCAGACUUUGGCAUCGCAAGGUUGUUACUAGGUGAUCAGACCUCUGUGAUCUCUGAGAGCAUGCCUGGGACAGUUGGGUACAUGGCACCAGAGUAUGGAUUGCUUGGCAAAGCAUCACGAAAGAGCGACGUCUUCAGCUAUGGCAUCAUUCUUCUUGAAGUCUUUACUAGAAGGAGACCCACGGAUGCCAUUUUCGUUGGGAAUCUAACCUUGAGACAGUGGGUUUUUGAGGCGUUCCCCACUGAGCUUGUCCAUAUUGUGGAUGGCGACCUACUGCAAGAACCUUCUUCUAGCUGCAGCUUGGAAGAUUUUCUUGUGCCGAUAUUUGAGCUAGGUUUGCUGUGCUCUAGCGAGUUACCUGACCAAAGGACGACGAUGACGGAUGUGGUCGUGAAGCUGAAGAAGAUCAAAGUGGAGUAUACCAAAUGGAGGGAAACCCAAUGAUUGGGUACAUCAUAUGCAUGGAUAUGGUCUUUUGCUCUUCAGCGCUAAGAACAACAUUGGCUGCUACAAAGAAGCCACCUAAUUCCACAGUUACGUGUUCUCUUGUUAAAGACAUCUGGGCACAAAAUGAGAACUUUGGCACUAAUAUUCAUAAGCUUUUGUACUGUAAAACAUAGAGCGAGUUGCCGCUUCCAUCUAGCUAGCUAUGUAAUUUGUCCUGUUUUUCGUUCCUACCUCUAUAUAUUCUGUUGCCAUUCUGUUGUAAAAAGAAACAGGUUACAUAACUGUUCUUGCACGUCGUGCAAUUUCAAUAUC
Lolium rigidum is the source of this 3577-nucleotide messenger RNA. Its product is annotated as probable LRR receptor-like serine/threonine-protein kinase At3g47570. Gene Ontology annotation, biological process: protein phosphorylation. Lineage: Eukaryota; Viridiplantae; Streptophyta; Magnoliopsida; Poales; Poaceae. Gene Ontology annotation, molecular function: protein kinase activity; protein binding; ATP binding. The transcript is spliced from 3 exons. Bases 5 to 3262 code for a protein of 1085 amino acids. The record is from RefSeq and is a predicted model, not a curated record.